GAUCGAUAAUUUUUUCUUUUCUUUCAAUUUAUCACAUCCAUCUUUUCUUCCUUUUUACUGCCGUUAUCCGCACUUUUCGUAUAUUGGUUGCUACGCACACUCUCUCUCCUUGCUCCCAGCAACCUAUCAAGCAAACCGUAUCAUCACCAUGUCAACGACGGCUUACGUCGACAGCCCUCCACCCAACUACAUACACCAAGUGCGAUCUGAAUUUCGGCGAUUCCCGGAUCAUGCUCGAUCGUACUUCUCGGACAUGCUGCCAAUCAUCAACUGGCUGCCUAAGUACAAUCUGCUGUGGUUGUGGGGUGAUCUCAUUUGUGGAAUUACUAUUGGCGCCGUUGUUGUCCCACAGAGUAUGGCGUAUGCCAAAAUCGCCUCCCUCCCGCCGGAAUAUGGUCUCUACUCCAGCUUCGUUGGCGUGGUCAUAUACAUGUUCAUGGGCACUUCCAAAGAUAUCAGUAUUGGCACUAGUGCGAUUAUGUCUCUGCUGUUUAGUCAGAUUUUCCUUGGCAUCCAAGCAACGCCUGAGUUUCAAUCUGGCGAAUGGACCACGCAUCAGUUUGCCGUCACUAUGGCGCUGUUCGCAGGCAUCAUUUCGCUAGGCCUAAGCGUGCUACGACUGGGCAUCCUUUUUCAUUUCAUUUGCCAACCCGCCGUUGCUGGGUUCAUGGCCGGCAGUGGCUUGACCAUCGUCAUCAACCAGUUCAGCAAAAUAUUCGGCGUCUCUAACAUCAACACAAGCGAGGCCCCCUAUCUUGUUUUCGGCAAGACUCUGAUCAACUUGAACCACAGCACCGUCGAUGCCAUAUUUGGCGUGCUAUCACUUAUUUGGUUAUAUGGCGUCCGCUACCUUUGCCAGUAUCUGACCAAACGCUAUCCACAACAUGCCCGCAAAUUUUUCUUUUUCAACAUUAGCCGCAACGUUGUCGUUAUCGUUUUUACAACGUUCUUGUCGUGGCUUAUCAAUCACUUUGGCCACUACGAAACUAGCCCCUUUGGUAUCCUCGGUCCUGUACCAGCCGGGUUUCAAAAUAUGGGAGUUCCGGAAAUCGACUCUGGACUGGUGGCCGAGAUCAUGCCCAACAUCCCUAGUGUGGUGACCCUUCUUAUCAUGGAACACUGUUCCAUCGCUACCAGUCUGGGCAAACAGUCUGAUUAUCGAAUCAAUGUGAAUCAGGAAAUUAUGACCAUUGGAUUAACCAAUAUCUUUGGCUCCUUUUUCUCUGCAUACCCUUCGACUGGAAGUUUCUCACGUUCGGCCGUUACCUCCAAGUCUGGGGCUAGAACACCGUUGACCAACAUCUUCGUAGCCAUCAUUGUCGUCUUAGCGCUUUAUGCAUUUACACCUGCAUUCCAAUAUAUACCCAAUGCUAGCCUUGCUGCAAUUAUUGCGCAUGCUGUGACCGAUCUGAUUGUGGGCCCCUCCGUCUGGCGUCGUUUUUGGCGCUAUCAUCCAUCCGAACUCGUCAUUUUUGCAGCUGCAUACAUCAUUGCAUUGUUCACGCGCAUUGAUAUUAGUGUUUAUGUACCCGUCGGCCUGUCAUUGAUUGUGCAGCUCUACCGAAGUGCGCGCCCUGAAUAUGCAAUCCUUGGCCGCGUGGCGAUGAACCCUGCUUGUGACAGCGAAAAAAAGGAUGCCAUUCAAACUGACUAUGACGAACUGGCCGACUGCAGGUUCUUUUCCUUUACUCAUCCGACUCUGGGCCAUUGCGUUCGGCCCAUCGCCCCUGGCAUUGUGGCGUUCCAACCGCGCGAGAACAUGCUGUUUGAAAACUCCGUGUACUACUCUGAAAAGCUGUUGGAUGAAGUUCAGAGUACCACGCAGCGUGGUAAACCGCUUGCUGAAAAGAUAGGCGACCGGCCUUGGAACGAUACAGGCGAUACGGAAAAGGGACCGGACAAGCCAUUGCUUCGUGCCAUCAUCAUUGAUAUGACUGGAGUGCAUCAAAUGGAUUAUUCGGCCGCAGAGGACCUGAAGGCAACAGUAAAACAGGUCGAUCGGUACUCUGGCAGGUCAAUCCCAUGGUUGUUUGUACUGAACGACUCGAUGGCUGUCCGCAAAGGGUUACUGUAUGCGGGAUUCGGCACCCAACGACGCAAGGUUGGUGGUCCUUUCCGCUCGGAUCUCCCGAAAAAGAAGAAACAAAACAAUGCCGGGGACAACAACAGCAGCAGCGAAUCUGGAGACGAGAACGCUGGAUCGGAUGAUAGCAAAGAUCCAGGCAAAGCUCAGCAGCAAGUAAUCGAGGAUAUUUACAAGCACCAUAGUUCCAGUAAAAACAAUAACAGCGACGCUGCCGUGUCGUCCGACGAUUGUGAUUCGAGCUGCUGGUCCAACCAACAACGCUGUAACUGUGAUACCAUUAGUCAUGUCGACGAUGUAUAUCCCUACUUUUUUGUCACUAUGCGCGAUGCUGCUUGUGCCGCCUAUGUCUGCAAUCUCGAUAUUCCUUCAUCUAUUGCAUCUGAACACGCGCCUUCGGUUAUAGACGAGGAAAAGGGACAUAGUCAGCAUCAGCAGCAGCAUCAGGAGCAGCAUUAGUGUAUAUUCUUCAAUUGUUUUGCUUUAUUCCCAAUACCGCAAGUUUCUGUACAUAAUCAUUUCAUUCUGUCUCCUCCCUUCUUGUUCUUAUACGUAGAUUAUACAUACUUCUUCUAUUCAUCUGUUCUUUUUUUCUAUUAUAAUAUACAGUAUUGCUUCUUUUUUUCUAUCAGAC
Messenger RNA from Zychaea mexicana, 2717 nucleotides. Its product is annotated as sulfate transporter family-domain-containing protein. Gene Ontology annotation, molecular function: secondary active sulfate transmembrane transporter activity. Gene Ontology annotation, cellular component: membrane. The record is from RefSeq and is a predicted model, not a curated record. Lineage: Eukaryota; Fungi; Mucoromycota; Mucoromycetes; Mucorales; Lichtheimiaceae. The transcript is spliced from 4 exons. Bases 149 to 2542 code for a protein of 797 amino acids. Gene Ontology annotation, biological process: transmembrane transport.